Molecule: messenger RNA, 6319 nt
Organism: Dicentrarchus labrax (European seabass)
Lineage: Eukaryota; Metazoa; Chordata; Actinopteri; Moronidae
Gene: kdm2bb
Product: lysine-specific demethylase 2B
Exons: 21
Coding region: 153-4349 (1398 amino acids)
Biological process (GO): regulation of transcription by RNA polymerase II; protein demethylation
Molecular function (GO): histone demethylase activity; zinc ion binding; DNA binding
Source: RefSeq, a predicted model, not a curated record
AGCAAUGUUUUGGUUCCUGGCGGUGACGUAAUAGACAAAAACAUGGUUCCCUUGUUUUGAACCUGAAACGCGUGCUAAGUGUUUCUUUAACUUCACUACGCAUGAAGAUGCUUUCCCGAAACUGAAUGACUGGAGAACAAUCAUAAGAGACGAUGGCUCAGGCCGUGGAAACGUGUGCUGCUGAAUCCGGACGCAGGCUGCGCUCCAUCUGCCGGAGGAUGUACGAUGAAAACGAGGAUUUGUCUGAUGUGGAAGAAAUUGCAAACAUUAGAGGCUUCAGUGUGGAGGAGAAGCUUGUCAGUGACAGUUACAGCUCAAAGUUUGUGCACUCGAUGGAGGGCAAAGACUUCUCUUAUGAAUAUGUGCAAAGGGAGGCUCUCAGGGUGCCACUCAUUUUUAAAGAGAAAGAUGGAUUGGGGAUCAGAAUGCCUGAUCCAGAAUUUACUGUUAGUGAAAUUAAAGGCUUAGUUGGCAGUCGCCGGUCUGUGGAUGUUAUGGACGUGAGCACUCAGAAAGGCUCUGAAAUGAGCAUGGCUCAGUUUGUCCGUUAUUAUGAGACACCAGAGGAAGAGCGGGACAAACUCUUCAAUGUCAUCAGCUUAGAGUUCAGCCACACUAAGCUAGAGAACCUCAUCAAGCGGCCCACAGUGGUGGACCAAGUCGACUGGGUGGACAACAUGUGGCCUCUUGAUCUGAAACACAGCCAAACAGAAGCCACCAAUAUAAUCUCAGACAUGAAGUACCCUAAAGUGCAAAGGUAUUGUCUGAUGAGUGUGAAGGGCUGCUACACAGACUUCCACAUUGAUUUUGGGGGAACAUCUGUUUGGUAUCACGUAUUCAAGGGACAGAAAGUGUUCUGGCUCGUGCCUCCAAACACUCAUAACCUUGCCCUUUAUGAGGACUGGGUCCUGUCAGGAAAGCAGAGUGAUAUCUUCCUGGGAGACCGAGCUGAUGGAUGCCAGAGAGUGGAGCUUAAGCAAGGAUACACCUUCUUCAUCCCAUCUGGGUGGAUUCAUGCUGUCUACACUCCCGAGGACACGCUGGUGUUUGGAGGCAACAUUCUGCACAGCUUCAACAUUCCUAUGCAGCUUACCAUCCAUGAGAUAGAGAAUAGGACUAAGGUUCAUUCCAAGUUCCGCUUCCCCUUCUACUAUGAGAUAUGCUGGUAUGUCCUGGAGAGGUACCUGCACUGCCUGACCAAACGGACCUACCUGUCUCAGGAGAUCUCCAAAGAGCCUGUAGCAAUGGACAAUGAGACAAAGGCAAACACAGAGAGCCCCUCCUCUGACUCAAGGAGCCAGGACAUGAACGAGGAUUCAUGUGAGACUCAAGUCAGGGAGGACCAGGGUGAAAAACCAGAGAGAGUCACCCAGGAUGGCCCCUGCUCUCCCGACAACCGGAGGGGGCAACACCUCAAAGCUGUUUUAUCUGUUGACUCUGAGGACAGCUGUAAUCCCGGAUCCACCUCUCUAGAUUUCCCCCAAACCCCCUCUGACUCUCCAGCCUCAGAGUCUCCUAAUAAAUGGACGCAUUUGACGAAGUUCGAACUGAGCGGACUCAUGACGCUGGUCGAGAAGCUGGAGUCGCUCCCUGAAAAUAAGAAAUGUGUUCCAGAGGGAAUAGAGAACCCGCAGGCCCUCCUGGAAGACAUAAAGGUUGUCCUGAAAGAACAUGCCGAUGACGAUCCCAAAUUAGCGAUAACUGGAACUCCUGUGGUGUACUGGCCUAAGAAAACUAUAAAGCCCCGGCCUCCCAACCGGCCGAAACCUAAGAUGGCAGCUUCUCCUGCAUCAGCAGUCAAGCUGUCAGCCAGUCGGGGAACAUCUGGUGCCAGGCGGAGAAGGACUCGCUGUCGUAAGUGUGAGGCAUGCCUGCGGACGGAGUGUGGAGAGUGCCACUUCUGUAAAGACAUGAAGAAGUUUGGUGGGCCGGGCCGUAUGAAGCAGUCUUGCAUCAUGAGGCAGUGCAUUGCACCCGUCCUGCCCCACACAGCAGUGUGUCUCGUCUGUGGAGAGGCAGGAAAAGAGGACACAGUGGAGGAUGAGGAAGAGAAGUUUAACCUUAUGCUCAUGGAGUGCUCCAUCUGCAAUGAGAUUGUUCAUCCUAACUGUCUUAAGGUAAAAGAUUCAAACGGAGUAGUCAAUGAUGAGUUGCCAAACUGCUGGGAGUGCCCAAAGUGCAACCAUGCUGGAAAAACAGGGAAAGCCUCAAAGCAAAAAAGGGGGCCAGGAUUCAAGUACGCGUCAAACCUCCCUGGCUCGCUACUGAAAGAACCACGAUUAAACCGGGACUCAAAGGAGGAGCCUGACCCGCCAAUGGUGGCUACAGCAACUGUUACUGCUUUGACUACCACAUCUGCUGUGAAGAGAAAGGCAGAGCGGGACGAAUGCCCUAAGAGGAAAGAGGAAGAGCCUCCAAAGAAACGUCCCCCGCUGUUGUCUCUGGAUGGUACGCCUCGACCACGGCUCGAGGACAACCCAUUAAGAAAAAAGAGGAAACUUUUUGACACCAACGACGAACCUGUCAUUGUGAAAAAGAAGAAGAAGCUUUCAAAACCGGAGGAACCCUUGACUCCGAAGCUCUUGCGGCAAAUCAAGACAGAGAAUGACCACGGUGAUGAAGACGACGACCAGGAGGAUCAUGACGAAGAUGGAUUUUCCUUGGACAGGAUGGAUGUAAAGGAGAAGAACGAGUAUGAUGACGAGGACCAAGAAGAAGACGAGGAGGGAGAGGAAGAGGAGACAGUUAAAAAAGAAAGAGACAGUAGUGCAGAGGACACUAAAGCCAAGGUUCUGCUAAGUCCACUGCUAAGAACAUCUGCAGCCAGAGAAAGUGACCAAUCUUCGUCCAACUCUCCCAGAGCUGGGCCGAGCAGUGAAUCAGGAGAUGUUCAGGAGAGGAGCGCGGCUCAGCUAAAGGCUCGCCAUCAGCGCCGACGCCUUCCCAACAAAGAGCUGAGCAAAGAGUUCAACCAGGAAAUUCCAAAGACAGAAGACUGCCUGUCCAACCAGAACCACGGCUCAGUGAAGACGGAGGACGGGCCACCCAAUCACAAUCGACGACCACUGAAGAACGAGGACUCUGUGACCAAUCAGAACCGUAAACCACUAAAAACAGAGGACUCGACCACUAAUCAGAGCCGCAGGGCGCUCAAAAUGGAGGAAGGUCUGGCCAAUCAAAAUAGAAGGCCGCUGAAAAUGGAGGACAGCCUGGCCAAUCAAAACCACAGGCCUGUAAAAUCCGAGCCCGAUAACGAAGUAGAUGACCAAAAGCCGAGAUGGCCUCUCAAUAACGGCAGCAGCGACCUGGGUGACUGGCUGCGACACAGGGGGCGGGAGGCGAACGAGACGCAACGUGGUUACUCACCGCUCAGCUGGAACAGAAGCACGCAGAUCACGUCAAUAUGUCCCCGUCCGCUCCCCUGCCGCUCGCCGCCAAAGUGUAUCCAAAUGGAGCGCCAUGUGAUCCGGCCCCCUCCCAUCAGCCCCCCACCAGACAGACUGCCGCUGAGCGAUGGCGAAGCACACGUGAUGCGAAGAGAAAUGUGGAUGAUGGUGUUCAGUCACCUGUCUCACAGAGAUCUUUGUGUCUGCAUGCGUGUCUGCAGGACCUGGAACAGAUGGUGCUGCGACAAGAGACUUUGGAAGCACAUCAAUCUGAACCGCUGCAAGUCCAUCACACCUCUCAUGCUGAGCGGCAUCAUCCGGAGACAGCCAGCAGCUCUGGACCUCAGCUGGACCAACAUCUCCAAGAAACAGCUCAGCUGGCUCAUCAACAGGCUACCAGGUCUGCGUGUGCUGCUGUUGUCAGGAUGCUCCUGGGUGGCGGUCUCUGCUCUUUGCACAUCCAGCUGUCCUCUUCUGCGGACUCUGGAUGUUCAGUGGGUUGAGGGACUGAAAGACGCCCAGAUGAGGGACCUGCUGUCGCCUCCUACAGAUAACAGGCCAGGUCAGUUAGACAACAGGAGUAAGCUGCGUAAUGUGGAGGACCUGCGCCUGGCGGGCUUGGACAUCACAGACACGUCUCUGCGUCUCAUCAUACGUUACAUGCCCUCGUUGUCCAAGCUGGACCUCAGCUACUGCAACCACGUCACCGACCAGUCCGUCAACAUCCUCACUGCUGCCGGGACGACCACCAGAGACUCGCUCACUGACAUCAACCUGUCAGUCUGUAACAGGGUCACGGACCAGUCGCUGACCUAUUUCAAGCGCUGUGGGAGCAUAUGUCACAUCGACCUGCGAUACUGCAAACAGGUGACCAAGGAAGGAUGUGACCAGUUCAUUGCAGAGAUGUCCGUCAGCGUGCAGUUUGAACUCAUCGAAGAGAAACUGCUGCAAAAGAUCAGUUAAGGCAGAGGAACGUGGGAACAUACACAAGUGGUAAAACUACUGUCCACAUGGAGGCAGCAGACGACUGUGUGCUUGUGGAGGACGGCCGCUGUGUUUCAUGAACAUCUGCGGGUGACUAAACCGACACGAGGGCGGCGCCUGUUUAUCUUUAAAACUGAUGUAAAGGGAAGCUGCGCUGCUAAAGCCAGAAUGUAAAAAUGGAAAUCUUGUCCCGUGAAGGCAAUAUUGCAAAAAUGUUUUUGUUGUUGUUUGCACCUGUUUAUAAGUUAUUUAUUUCUUUAUAUUGAUUGUUUGUGUAUUGUAUCAUGAUUAUCUUUUGGUGUUUAUAGAUUAUUUUUUGUUCCAAUGCAAAGUUUAUUGCAUUAUAGAGUAAUAUUUUUGUAUCAGAAAGUGUUUCAUACAUUUAUGUGCAGUAUUGAUUGCACCACUGUACGGUAUCAUACCAUUGAAAUUGAUAAUCAAUCGGCAUUACUGUUAAGCUCUUUAUUGUUGAGAGGCAAGGUCCAAUGAUUUGUUGCCAAACUGUAGAAAGGUAGCUUGUGUUUAUGUGGCUGUUUUUUAUAUUUUAUUAUUUGUGUCAGUGCCCAGUUUCUGAUCAGAGAGAAGGUACUGUACAUUUUGUUUUCCAUAUAACAAUAUCAUGUCCCUUUGGAUGAGACAUAUAGAGGGAAAGUUUAAAGUUAUUUGCACUGAUACAGUAAAUAUGAAUACAUGAAUGUAUUCACACAUACACUAUACAGUUGUACAGUGUAUAAAGCAUAUUUUUUUCAACACUAAAAUGUUCUGCUAAUUCUACUAACAGCUUCUAGUUCGGUGGGUUGUAUUAAGACCUGCAUACACACGUCUCCAUCACUCUUUAGUAUUAUUGGUGCUUUGUGAAAAAAAGCGUUUUAGCUCUGCAUGCAGCAAAGAAAUAUGUUUACACCACAGUCAAUAGAUUUAGUAACUGUUGAACAAUAUAACCAUCCGUCAUUAGUUACACUCCAUACGAUUAAAAAAAAAAAAAAAAAAGUGACUCAGUGCUGAAUCAUGUAAGAAAUAAAGAAUCAACAAAGUCCAGGCGUAGGAUCUUAAAUUUGCAUAUAUCUUUUAGACAGUUUUCUCCCAUAUGACAGAAGUGACAUGUGUAACUCAGGUUUAAUCAGUCAAGAGGCUGAAAGAAAAAGGACUUUCUCUAUUUUCACCCAUGACCCUGUUUAUACUGUAUAUUUCUAAAUUGUCAUGGCCCCAAAACAUUUGAGUAUAGCAGUGAUUGUGUUCUGUUUCUGUUUUGUUUAAAAUCUGUCCAGUAAAUCCAUGUCAGUCUCCAGACAUGAGCUUCUGACCAUAAGGUUGAGACCAGAUACACUAAAUGCAGUGAUUUCUAAUACAGCAUGAGAUAGGAUCAUAGUAUAGAUCAUACUAUAUGUACAUGUCAUUCAGCCUGUCCAAUUUGAAGAAGCUGCAAACAGACAUAUUUCCUGAAAGAUUUGUGCAAAUAUAAAAGUGAAAAAUUGGAUUUUGUUCUUUUUUUUUUCUCAGAUUCCACUGAAAUAGACAUUUAUUAACACUGGUUGUUUUAUUUUUCAUGAGUUUAAACAUCAAGAUAAAGUACAUUACAACCAUUUUUAUGUACGUAUUCUUUGGCAUUUAUUCAUAGUCAUAUUUAAAGUUAUAUAAAAAUCUGCAUAUUUUGCUAUUGGAGCUUUCAGGCUCAACAGUUUAACGGUUUGAUAGGUUUCCGUUUUUUCUUGAAAACUAAACUUUUUUAGAAAUAAAGUCUUUAAAGGUUUUUUGUGUAACUUUUGAAUAGAUACGGUUCAGUGGAUGGGUUUACAUUUAAUUUUGUUUUUGUUUUUUAUUAAACAACCAUGUCUCCAUGAAAUAUUUUAGUACAUCACUGUAAAUGUUCAAUCUGUACAUAAUGUACAUGUAAAGCUUCUAGGAAAAGUUAAGUCAACCUUUGAGAUAUUAAAUUCAUUUUAAAUACA